Messenger RNA from Vombatus ursinus (common wombat), 6057 nucleotides. RefSeq names its product apoptosis resistant E3 ubiquitin protein ligase 1 (gene AREL1). The transcript is spliced from 22 exons. The coding region runs from base 775 to 3246 and encodes 823 amino acids. NCBI's taxonomy places the organism in Eukaryota, Metazoa, Chordata, Mammalia, Diprotodontia, Vombatidae. The record is from RefSeq and is a predicted model, not a curated record. Gene Ontology annotation, biological process: negative regulation of apoptotic process; protein polyubiquitination; proteasome-mediated ubiquitin-dependent protein catabolic process. Gene Ontology annotation, molecular function: ubiquitin-protein transferase activity.
ACGGGACCGGGGACCGAGGUCUCCGGCGGGUUGGCGGCCGGUCCGGGGGACUCGGUGCUGGCACCCCCCAAGGCAGUGGGGUGGGGACCUGGUGUCGCUGCAGUCCCCGCUCUGGGCUGGGAAACUGGAACACAUAACAUCUGAUUGGAUGGACUGUGCCCUGUUGUGGAGAGGAAGACCAGAGAUGGAGUCAUAAUCUUAGGAUUGGUUUUUCUCCCUGAGAGUUCCAAACAUUCUGCUUCACUGUGAUACAACCAUAGCAAAGGUGUGAUGGACAGACCAUUCCUAUUUACCUUGCGCCCUUUUUUCCUCCAUGUGGAAAGUGGAAAGCAAGGCAACAGAGACCAAGAGAAAAUUGGUUUAAUGAAUGAGAGUACUACCUCAACUCUCAGAACAUGGGCCCUCCUUUAAAGACUGAUGACUUGAAGAAGCUGUGACCAGAAAGAACCAUUCUUUGCAUGCAUCCAUUGCCUAGAUGCCAUUGAUCUAGUUAGUACUUCUUUCGAGGCAGAAUAAUCCUUGAUCUCUACAGAGGCCUUAAUAGCUCUGGGACAUCACAUAGUCAGAUGACUGUGACAAGGAAGAGAUUUUGACAAUGACAGCAGAUGAGGAAACUCAACAGAGCUAGGACUUGAGUCCAGGUCUCCUGACUUCCAUUGGGAUGAUCUUUCUGGUGAUAUGGCUGUGAGGAAGAGGAGAGGAAAGAACUAAGCUCGUUUUCUUUUGCAGCUGCAGCUGUGAUCCUCAGCUGUCUGUCUUCAGUGAAGGGACCUGAUGUUUUACGUUAUUGGUGGAAUCACAGUGUCUGUGGUUGCCUUCUUCUUCACAAUUAAGUUCUUCUUUGAGCUUGCCGCACGAGUAGUCAGCUUCCUCCAGAAUGAAGACCGGGAGCGCCGAGGGGACCGAACUAUUUAUGACUACGUGCGGGGAAAUUACCUGGACCCCCGGUCCUGCAAAGUCUCCUGGGAUUGGAAGGACCCCUAUGAGGUGGGCCAUAGCAUGGCCUUCCGAGUGCAUUUAUUCUACAAGAAUGGACAGCCCUUCCCAGCUCAUCGGCCUGUGGGAUUACGAGUUCACAUCUCCCAUGUUGAGUUAGCAGUGGAUAUUCCGGUAACCCAGGAAGUCCUUCAGGAGCCCAAUUCCAAUGUUGUAAAAGUGGCCUUCACUGUUCGCAAGGCUGGUCGCUAUGAAAUCACAGUGAAACUUGGUGGCUUAAGUGUGGCCUACAGUCCCUACUACAAAAUUUUUCAGGCUGGGAUGGUGGUUCCUUCCAAGACUAAAAUUGUGUGUCAUUUCUCUACUCUUGUUCUGACCUGUGGCCAACAGCACACCCUUCAGAUAGUCCCUCGAGAUGAGUAUGACAAUCCUACCAACAAUUCUGUGUCUUUGAUAGAUGAACACAAUUACAGUGUAUCCAUUCAUGAGCUUGGUCCUCCAGAAGAAGAAAGUACUGAUGUCUCAUUUGAGAAAUCUGUGAUAUCCAAAAGACAGACUUGCCAGGUGUUCCUUAAGCUCACCUUGCAUUCCCGGGGCUGCUUCCGUGCCUGCAUUUCAUACCAAAAUCAGCCAAUCAGCAAUGGUGAAUUUGAUAUAAUUGUCCUAAGUGAGAAUGAGAAGAACAUUGUAGAACGCAAUGUAUCCACCUCAGGGGUCAGUAUUUAUUUUGAGGCUUAUCUUUAUAAUGCCACCAACUGUGCCAACCCACAGUGGCACCUUCCACCCAUGCACAUGAGCUCCUCCCAACGUCGUCCUUCCACUGCCACUGAGGAGGAGGAUGAAGAUUCUCCCUCUGACAGCCAGACCCCUGAAAAGGUGAAAAAACCUAAAAAGGUGUACUGCUACGUAUCACCCAAGCAACUCUCAGUGAAAGAAUUCUACCUGAAAAUCAUUCCCUGGCGCCUCUACACUUUUAGAGUAUGCCCUGGGACAAAGUUUUCAUACCAUGGACCUGACCCUGUGCAUAAGCUGCUCACACUAGUGGUAGAUGAUGGCAUCCAGCCUCCCGUAGAGCUGAGCUGUAAGGAAAGGAACAUCUUAGCUGCCACUUUUAUACGUUCUCUCCAUAAAAACAUAGGAGGCUCAGAGACCUUUCAGGACAAGGUGAACUUCUUCCAACGAGAGCUUCGGCAGGUACACAUGAAAAGGCCACAUUCAAAAGUCACACUGAAGAUCAGCAGACACACCCUGUUGGAGUCUUCUCUGAAAGCCACUCGGAAUUUCUCCAUUUCAGAUUGGAGUAAGAAUUUUGAAGUAGUUUUCCAGGAUGAAGAAGCACUGGAUUGGGGAGGCCCUCGCCGGGAAUGGUUUGAACUAACCUGUAGAGCAUUGUUUGACACCACCAGUCAGCUCUUCACUCGAUUCAGCGACAACAACCAAGCUCUGGUGCAUCCAAACCCUAACCGACCUCCACAUCUCCGGCUAAAGUUAUAUGAAUUUGCAGGGCGGCUUGUAGGCAAGUGUCUCUAUGAAUCAUCUUUAGGAGGAGCUUACAAGCAACUGGUACGAGCUCGUUUUACUCGUUCUUUCCUGGCUCAAAUCAUAGGACUUCGAAUGCAUUACAAGUACUUUGAAACUGAUGAUCCGGAAUUUUAUAAAUCCAAGGUUUGUUUCAUUCUCAACAAUGACAUGAGUGAAAUGGAACUGGUUUUUGCAGAAGAGAAAUACAACAAAUCAGGGCAGCUGGAUAAGGUUGUGGAGCUCAUGACUGGGGGAGCGCAAGUCCCAGUCACCAACUCAAAUAAAACCUUCUACCUAAAUUUGUUGGCACAAUAUAGACUGGCCAGUCAAGUUAAAGAUGAAGUGGAACAUUUUUUGAAAGGCCUGAAUGAAUUAGUUCCUGAAAACCUUUUGGCUAUUUUCGAUGAGAAUGAACUUGAGCUGCUGAUGUGUGGUACUGGUGACAUCAAUGUCUCUGACUUCAAGGCACAUGCUGUGGUGGUGGGAGGCUCAUGGCAUUUCAGGGAAAAGGUAAUGAGGUGGUUUUGGACUGUGGUCUCCAGCCUCACACAGGAAGAAUUGGCGAGAUUGCUUCAGUUCACAACUGGCUCCUCUCAGUUGCCACCCGGAGGCUUUGCCGCCCUCUGUCCCUCAUUCCAGAUCAUUGCAGCUCCAACCCAUAGCACGUUACCCACUGCACACACAUGUUUCAACCAGUUGUGCCUCCCUACAUAUGACUCAUACGAAGAUGUGCACAAAAUGCUGCAACUGGCCAUCAGUGAGGGCUGCGAGGGCUUUGGCAUGCUCUGAUCUACUCUUCUACUGUCCAUCUGACCCCUGGGUUCUCCAGAGCGCCCUGGGUGCACAGUUUCCUUUCAGUCAGAGCAUAGACAUAACCUUCAGCCCUCAGGGCAGACAUAACAGUCAGCCAGAAGAUGUUGCAUGCUCCCCUGUUUCUGGAGUAUUUUGCCACCUAUAGGCCUUGUCUCUAAAUCCCAUAUUGUUUCCUUCUCCUCACCAUAGGCCACUUCGGUAUGGUACAUAAAUAUUGGAAGUUUUUGGCAUGUUAUCCAUCUAAGAGAAGAGGAAUUCCAUUUGGUCCUCAGGGAGCAGAAGAUCUUUGUAGUUGGGACUUUGCAUCUUGUAGAAGGCUGUGUACCAAGGGCUCUGAGCUCCAUUGGACAUCUGGCUCUCUAGAAGCCUUAAUAUCUGCCCAUGCCUUGCUCCAGGCCCCUCUGCUAAUGCUCCUCAAUGGAACCCUCUUUUCUCUUCCCUCUGGGAUCUGACACAGCCUCAAGACCUUCUCUGUGGAAAGGAUGAUGCCUUUUCUCAUCAGGAGCGGAGAGAAUCAUAGUAUCUGCUAUAGGAACUGGCCAGUCUGGCUGGUCAUUGCUUUGUUUCCCUGCACAAAGCAGGCAUACAUAGGCCAUGGCGUUGUACUACCUCUAAUGGGAACUGGCAGCACAAAGGUACCCUUCUCCUGGUGUCACAUGACACUGGGUACAGAACUGGAAGAGGAGCUGCUUUUGUAAGCAUUUCCAAAAGAGCGCAGAAAGCCCCGGGAGAGUUCUUUUGAUGGAAUUUUAUUUGGUUGUUUUUUUCCCUUCUUGAAUUCAGGCCAAGUAAAGAAAGCAGACCGAGUUUAGAAUAUGUAAGAUGAUACAGCUACAGCCUCCCGAAUUGAACAUAAUGGACAUAUCUCGACCUUUAGCUGUAGUAGAAUCAAGGGGCAUACUGGAGUGCAUGGCUGGCUUGGAGGCUACCGACACUGUGCAUUGGGUUUCUUUUCCCACAGAGGUUCAGCUGGCUCUGUUCACUUUCCUCCAUGUUGAACAGUCUGCUAUGUUCUGUGAAUCCAUCUUUUGCAUGGCGCUAGUAUCUUGUCCUAAGACCCUGCUAGAGAAAAUUUUCUAGCAUAGGGAUCCUAUUUAUUAUCUGUUUGAAUUCUACUGGAGAAAUCUUUCUAGCAAAGGAUUACUAUUCCUGGUAGAUAUGAAUUCCUUUUUUUUUUUCUUCUUCUUCUUCUUAAUAUUUUCCCCAUUCUGGGAGCACUGAGGCAAGGAGAAAGAGAUCUAAAUUACUGAAUUACAGCACACUGCUGACCUGUGGUAAAGCCUUCCUAUGUCCUUUCUCUCAGGUUCAGGGUACUGAGAAUAUGCUUAAAACAGACCUGCUUUAAUAGUAAAAGUUGAGCUGUAUCAGUGCCUUCCCCUUAUCAACUGGGAUGGGAGGGGUAUGGGCAAGGGAGAAGGGAAAAAAGAAAUUAUGAGUGCUAGUUUCUGAGAAGCUCUGUGCAGUGUCUUGAUUGGUGGAAACUGGCAAAUAUCUCUUGAAAGAUUUUCUUUUUUUUUAUUACAAAUUUGAAUAAUAAUAAUUGUAAGAUUAGAAAUUUCUCCCACUUGAAAAGUUUCUGUUUUCAAGGAUGCUUUGCUGUGACACCCCAUUCCCAGUGGAGCAUCUACACCAAGAGUACUACAAGCCAUCUUUGUUGCCAAAACCAGCACGUACACAAGAGUCCUAAGAAGAGACAGAACUUAUGGCAGGGCCUCAGCCUCCUGGAAACCUCCAGGUGGGGAUCAGGAGGGACAAGCCCCUUCACCCCUACUCUUUGCCCUCUCCCUGAGCUGUUAUAGCUCCUCUGUGGCUUCAGUGUCUUUCAGCUGUCAUCUGUUCUUUCUCGACCAGGGUGCUGUCCUCUCCCAUCUGCUGGAGCCAGAAUCCUGCAGCUGGGGCCUUAGCACUCCUAGAUCCUCCAUGCCCUAUGUUUACUACUCUCCUCAGGGACCCAGACAAGGUGUUGCUUCUUGCCUUAAUCCUCUUCCAGUAGGAUGUAGGAAGGCAGAUACAAUCACCACCCUGGAAAACAGGAACAACCCUUCAUCUCUUAGGCUCAGAUAGAGGUUUUCAGCUUUGGGCAUGUGGACUGCCUCUGUGGUUUUCCUGUGGUGGACCCUCUUCUGGAUCCCCUAAUCACCAUUCCAGUGGCCAUCCAGGGACCUUACUGCUGGGAAUUAAGGUUAUCUCCUUGGCUAGAAGUCUGUCCUGUAAAGCUUUUGUUUCGCUACCCAUUUAGGGGGACUUGGGUCCCAUAAUAGCUUUCUAAGGUCAACCCCAUACCAGUAGUGGAUCCUCAGUGUCUUUGGUUAAUGAAACCCCUUUGGUACUUACUAUCUAUUGUUUGUUUGUUUUUUUCCAGCCUCCAGUUUACCCUGCUCCUUCAUUCAGUCCAAAAAGGCUCUUGGCCCUCUCUGAUCUUCCCAUCCUGCCCUUGGCACUUACCAGUGGGGGAAGACGAUACAGAACAUUGAGGGAAAGACUAUUAAUUUUUUGACAGUUCUUGAUAUGUAUUUUUUUGAUCGGCACUUUUAUUUAUUCCCUUGUGACUGAGGUGCUUUGGGGUUAACUGAGUUCACAACAAAGAAAAAGGCUGCAUGUUUCAGGAACUUGAGGCAAGGGCCAGUCCCUGCUAUAGAUUAGUCAGGCUGGGUAGGGUUUGAUCCAUGUGGACAAUUGCAGCUGAUGGUGUAAAUAAUUUGUACAAUAAAUAAAAGUUUAAAAGAAAAGAGUAAAGAAUAUGUGUGUUGUUUAAAAUAGAAACUUAGGGUUUCCUUAAGCAGUAUU